Messenger RNA from Cyprinus carpio (common carp), 3592 nucleotides. It is a transcript of the gene ahcyl2a, whose product is annotated as S-adenosylhomocysteine hydrolase-like protein 2. Gene Ontology annotation, cellular component: cytosol. Lineage: Eukaryota; Metazoa; Chordata; Actinopteri; Cypriniformes; Cyprinidae. The record is from RefSeq and is a predicted model, not a curated record. Gene Ontology annotation, biological process: L-methionine cycle.
AUUACAGAACCACCAAUAUAUAUUGUUAAGCUUUUGUUGUUGUUUUUGUUGGAGGGCUCUUGGAUAUGUCAUAGUCUGCCUAUGCACUGAUUUUCAACAUACCAUGUGUGCUGUCUGAGACUCACCUUUUAGCCAUGAUUUAAUUUAAAAUUAAGGUCAGUACAUUCAGCAAAGUUUGCUUGAUAAUGACAGCUAGGAAUAUGGCAGUAUCAAUGACCAUGAAAGGUGCGAUAGAAAGGGACAGCUACUAUCUAUUUACACAGCCACCUUACAAUUUAGAGAUUUAUGGAUCGGUCAGUGAAAAAUGUCAGCCAUAAAUCUGUUAGAAGUUAGCAUUUUCUAGCAAUGAGAAUCCAGCAUGUUGCUACACUUUUGAAUGAAACUAAAAUAAAAGCAAAAACCUGUUAAAUGGGGCAACCUUAAUCUGAGGAGACACAUGAUUUCUGUCACUCUGUAUUUAGUCAACACAUCAGGCGAGUUUCCUGUAAACAGAUCUUUCCUAAAACAUUGUAUUACUUUAAUGAUAGUCUGAAAUCUUCUGGAAUAGAAAAAAAACACCACUAUUAUAGCUAUUUUUAAAUUAUAAUGUCAUACACAAGCACUAAGUUAAAAGUGAAUCUGAACUGACCAGUGAAUAUAAGUAUAUUAAAUAAAAGGUUUCGUUUACGUCAGAUAAAACCCAUCACUUCGAGAAAACUGAGUGAACUCAUUGCUUAUCUGAACUACCAUUUAAAAGUUUAAGUCUCUUAUACUCGUAUACUUUUUUAUUGCUUUUAGCAAUUACAUCACAGGUGAUUGAUCAGAGAUGUAUCAGAAGAAGGCAGACAGAUGGCAUCAAAUACAGCAUUUUACAUUACAUUACGCCAUGUGAUACUGUAUAUACAUCCAUAUACCAGAUACCCAGCUGUUGGGUUACUUUUUUAAUUACAUUUUUAACCCUAAAGUGUAAACUGUAAUACCCCUCCUCUACCUCCAUGGAAUUUGCACUGUUUCCACAAGCAGUUAACAUGAAGGCAAUGUUUAUACACCUUUAAGACCCUCAUCUGUUCAAAAGAGCAACUGUCUGUAACUUCAACACUCAACUAAAGACAUUAAAAUGGACAGCAGUCUCAACAGCAAACCAGAGAUUCAGUCUGCAACUCCACCAAAGGAAGACAACAAUAGCAUGGAAGAUAGCCAUAAUGAUGAAGCUGCAAUUUCUUCUUCUCUGGAAACAGUUGGAAAUGGAGAUUCCUCACAACUGCCAACAAUUAGCUCAAAGUUACUGAGAAUGCUGGAAGCAGCAACCAACUGGUGACCUGCGCUCGUAAAAAUGCAGAACAGCGAGGAAGUGUUCGAGGAAAAUGAUGGAGUCGUCAGUGAAGCACCAAGAACAAAAAGACAAAUCCAGUAUCCUGAGCAGACACGAGAAUUCGACAGCCGGUUAACAAAGACUGGACGCCGCUCCCUGUCCCAAUCCAUUUCUCAUUCCUCUACAGACAGCAACAGCUCAGGGGGUUCAGAUGCAGAAAAUCCAGAAGAGGAGGUCUCUCCUCGAGACAUGCAACAGAUGAACUCUAAAGGGAGCAGGGACUUCUGCAUCAAAAACAUCAAACUGGCAGACUUUGGCCGUCAAGAGAUAGAACUUGCCGAGGAUGAGAUGACUGCACUAAUGGCCUUGAGAAAAGCUGCCCAGGGUGAGAAACCAUUGGCAGGGGCUAAAAUAGUGGGAUGCACCCAUGUCACGGCCCAGACAGCUGUGCUGUUUGAGACUCUGGUGGUAUUAGGGGCUCAGUGUAGGUGGGCAGCCUGCAAUAUUUACUCCACUCAGGAUGAAGUGGCUGCUGCUUUAGCAGAGCAAGCUUUUCCAGUGUUUGCAUGGAAGGGAGAAUCUGAGGAUGACUUCUGGUGGUGUAUUGAUCGCUGUGUGAAUGUGGAGGGCUGGGAGCCAAACAUGAUCCUCGAUGAUGGAGGAGAUAUGACACAUUGGAUAUACAAGAAAUAUCCUCACCUCUUCAAGAAAGUCAAUGGUAUUGUUGAAGAAAGUAUCACAGGCAUUCACAGACUUCAUCACCUCUCUAAAGCUGGAAAACUAUGUGUGCCAGCCAUAAAUGUGAACGACUCGGUCACUAAACAAAAGUUUGACAAUCUCUACUGCUGCAGGGAGUCUAUUCUGGAUAGUCUGAAAAAGACCGCUGAUAUCAUGUUUGGGGGAAAGCAGGUGGUCGUAUGUGGAUACGGAGAGGUGGGAAAAGGUUGUUCUGCAGCUCUGAAAGCGAUGGGAUCUGUGGUGUAUGUAACUGAAAUCGACCCCAUCUGUGCUCUACAAGCAUGCAUGGAUGGCUUUCGACUGACCAAACUAGGUGAUGUUGUCAGACAAGUGGACAUGGUCAUCACCUGCACAGGUAACAAAAAUGUUGUUGUGAGGGAACACAUGGAUCUAAUGAAGAAUGGCUGCGUUGUCUGCAACAUGGGACGCUCUAAUACAGAAAUCGAUGUUAGCAGUCUAAGAACCCCAGAGUUAGUAUGGCAGCAUGUGAGAGCGCAAGUGGAUCACAUUAUUUGGCCUGAUGGCAGGAGAAUAGUACUCCUUGCAGAGGGCCGUGUCCUUAAUCUAAGCUCCUCCACUGUACCCAUAUACGUGCUUUCCAUCACAGCCACCACACAGGCUUUGGCAUUGAUCGAGCUCUUCAAUGCCCCUGAGGGCCGUUACAAGCAAGACGUCUAUCUCCUUCCAAAGAAACUGGAUGAGUAUGUUGCAAGCCUGCACCUGCAUACUUUUGACGCACACCUGACUGAGCUCACAGAUGAACAAGCCAAAUACAUGGGCUUGAGUAAAAAUGGCCCCUUCAAACCCAGUUACUACAGGUAUUAAGCCUCAAUGUAACUCAUCAUUUAAAAGCAAACAGGCAGAAACCGAUUUGACUCAGCGGGGGUUUCAUUCAUCCUGCUUUUCACCAACACAUGAUAUUUCUGGCUUGACCAUUAAGGAGCAGAGUGUACAAAUAUAAAGUGAACUACAGCUAUUGUACUGCUAACUAGGUGUCCAUUCUGGUUGUAUACAACAUACAUAAAACUUCCACAAAAUAAAUAAAUACAUAAAGGUAGAAGAAAACAAAAUAAAUGAACAUGGCAUGCUACAAGUAUGUUAUUUAGACCCUUGCACAGUUCUCUAAUUAAACACUGUAUUCUGCUAAGUUUGUUUACUUCAAAAAUAUAAAACCUGACAGGGCAAAACCACUGUUUUUGCUACAAAUGAUACGGAUAACUUUAUUCUUAAAACACUUAUGAAAACUGGAAACACAAACUGACAUUAUAGAAUAGAAAAUGGCUUUGUGUACUCACUUUAAGUCAAGUAAAGGGGUUAACAGUAAGAAUUAUAUAGAGAACAUCUGUCCUUCAAUCUUGAAGUAGGGAAACAUUCCUCAAUGUGCCUCUAGAUGGAGGUAAAGCUUUGACAAAUAAAGUGCAAAGAAAGACAGGGAUAUUUACUGGUAGUGGCAAGAAUCUUGUAGGAUCUCAAGUGGUUUGCAAGACAGAAAUUUUGUUGAUUAAACUUUUCCUCCACUGUACCUUCAGUGUCCAAGUUGUUUAAUAAAGGUAUUUCAAAGCA